AUGGAAUAUUCAGAUAUAGUAAAGUAUCAUGGAGUUCCUCAAGAUGUUAUCAAGUGCAUGCUGUUCACAUUCUCUCUCCGAUAUGAUGCUCAUGCUUGGUAUCGAUCCUUGCCAUCAAGAUCAUUCAGUUCGAAUGAGAUAUCACGAGCUUUCUUGGAUAAAUAUUUCCCACUACACAAGCAGUCCGCAAUUCGAGAUGAGAUCUUCAGCUUCGUUCAGCGUGAAGGCGAGAGCUUGUAUGAUGCUUGGGAGAGGUUCAAAGCCUUAUUCAGGAGAUGUCCUAACCACGGGCUCGAGAGAUGGUUAGAGCUGCAGCUAUUCUAUAGAGGAUUGGCUUCGGACACUCGAUCUUACGUUGAUAUGGCAGCGGGUGGAGCUAUUACAAACAAGACACUUGAUGAUGCUUUUCUGCUGAUUGAGAACAUAGCCUUCCACCAACUUCAGUGGUACAAUGAGAAGCCCACCUCUGGCCCAGUUGCUUGCUUGCAACAAAUCACUUCAUCUCAGCAAGAAUCUCUUACAAAAAAGCCGGAACCAGUUUCUCCGCGUGACAAGAUUGAGCUUUCAUGGAUUAUCUUUGAUGAUGAUGACACCAUCCUAGUUGACACACACACUUCAGAUCAUAUGGAUACUAGCAUUCUAGAUUCAGUUUUGCUUUGUGAUGAUUCUUGUGUGGAUGAACCAGAGCUACAGUUAGUUACUUUUGAUAUUGAGGAGAUACCUUUAGUUGAUAUUGAUCAUGUGCUGCUAGAGCCAGAUACGGAAAAGUUCACCUUUGAUGAUGUUAGCCACAUCGAUUCUUCAAUGCUUGAGCCUGAGAUGGAAAUCUUCAUUGUUGAUUAUGAUGAGGUCACUUCAGAUGUCAAGGAGCAAAGGCCUACUAUUUCACCUGUCGAUACGAGCCCGGUGGAAGUUUCUACUACCAUGCCUUCCAUGGUAUAUUCAGUUGAGGUAGUCAUAAAACUUCUCCAAGGCCAUUUCAGGUAUUAUGUCAGCUUUCUGGAUAAGUUAUGUCAUAUCGCUGAUAUUACCUAUGCACCCUGUGACUUGUUGUUGAUACAUGUUCCUGAUUUGCUCAAUAGAUAUACUUAUAUGAUAGGGUACUCUAUCAAUGACUUAGAGGGCAUUCUCUCUGUCACUUGUAUUGGCUUGGUUGUUGAGUGUUCUUUUAGGUUGAUGCUUGUGCACCAUUUACUGCGAGUUGACCGAGUUCGAGACGACAUUCCUUGGGACCCUGGUGGAUCCUGA
Triticum turgidum subsp. durum (durum wheat) is the source of this 1248-nucleotide messenger RNA. NCBI's taxonomy places the organism in Eukaryota, Viridiplantae, Streptophyta, Magnoliopsida, Poales, Poaceae. The record is from the annotation of a GenBank genome assembly.